CACAAUACAAAACAAAAGAAUCAACACGUAGUACUUGUAUCUUCCCUUUUUAUACGAAGAGAAGAAAAGGAGGUGGUAUACACACGCCGCGCCUCAUUUCGCAUUACACACCCCAGGCCCCAAAUCCACACACGCCAAAAGUCUAAACAGAAGAUGACGUUAGGGCUACUAGCUUCCAGAGCUCUCCGAUCUUCUCGCCCUAUCAAUUCCCCCACCACUUUCCUCCGCACAAUCAUCUCCACACCGGAGCUCCACAACAACACAUCGUCCGCCGCCGCAGUCGCCGACACUCCUCCCCCGCCACCGCCAGAUCGGACUCCCGUCGGCGGCGCUAGGGUUCACUUCGCCAAUCCCGAUGACGCUAUUGAAGUCUUCGUUGAUGGAUUUCCGGUUAAGAUACCGAAAGGAAUGACUGUGCUCCAGGCUUGUGAGGUCGCUGGAGUGGAUAUCCCUAGGUUUUGUUAUCACAAUCGCCUUUCGAUUGCUGGUAAUUGUCGCAUGUGUUUGGUUGAGGUUGAGAAGUCCCCGAAGCCGGUUGCCUCGUGCGCGAUGCCGGCUCUUCCAGGGAUGAAGAUUAAGACAGACACACCUAUAGCCAAGAAAGCAAGAGAAGGUGUAAUGGAGUUUUUGCUGAUGAACCAUCCGUUAGAUUGUCCGAUCUGUGAUCAAGGUGGAGAGUGUGAUCUCCAGGAUCAGUCAAUGGCCUUUGGCUCGGAUAGAGGCCGCUUUACUGAAGUGAAGAGAUCUGUGGUUGAUAAAAAUUUGGGUCCAUUAGUUAAGACUGUGAUGACUCGUUGCAUCCAGUGUACAAGAUGUGUCAGGUUUGCAACUGAGAUAGCUGGUGUUCAGGAUCUUGGCAUGUUGGGUCGUGGCAGCGGAGAAGAAAUUGGUACAUAUGUUGAAAAGUUGAUGACCAGUGAACUCUCAGGAAACGUUAUAGAUAUCUGUCCUGUAGGAGCUCUCACCUCGAAACCUUUUGCGUUUAAAGCUCGGAAUUGGGAGCUAAAGGGUACUGAAAGCAUUGAUGUUACAGAUGCUGUUGGUUCCAAUAUUCGAAUUGAUAGCAGAGGUCCUGAGGUCAUGCGCAUUGUGCCGCGAUUGAAUGAGGACAUAAACGAGGAGUGGAUAUCUGAUAAAACAAGAUUCUGCUAUGAUGGUUUAAAGAGGCAGCGGCUAAAUGAUCCUAUGAUUCGAGAUGCUGAUGGUCGUUUUAAGACUGUGAGUUGGCGUGAUGCUCUUGCUGUGGUUGCUGAGGCUUUCCACCAAGUUAAACCAACAGAAAUUGUUGGGGUUGCUGGUAAACUAUCAGAUGCGGAGUCCAUGAUGGCACUGAAAGAUUUGUUGAACAAAAUGGGGUCAAACAAUGUUUGGUGUGAAGGCAAUGGCCUGAAUGUCAAUGCUGAUCUGCGUUCAGGAUAUCUCCUAAAUAGUGGCAUCAGUGGCUUAGAGAAUGCAGAUCUUUUUCUAUUAGUUGGUACUCAGCCAAGAGUGGAAGCUGCGAUGGUAAAUGCAAGAAUCAGGAAAACAGUUCUAGCUACCCAAGCCAAGGUGGGGUAUGUUGGUCCCCCAGCCGAUUUAAACUAUAAUCAUGAACAUCUUGGUACAGGCCCAGAAGUAUUAACUCAAAUUGCUGAAGGUCGCCAUCCCUUCUCCUCGCUCCUAAAAAAUGCUAAAAACCCAGCUAUCGUAGUGGGUGCUGGAAUAUUUGAACGGAAGGAUAAGGAUGCGAUAUUCUCUGUUGUUGAAGCUAUUGCCAAGCAAGGGAAUGCCAUCAGACCUGACUGGAAUGGGCUCAAUAUUCUACUUUUAAAUGCUGCACAAGCUGCCGCAUUGGACCUUGGACUUGUGCCAGAAGCUGACAACAGCCUCGAAACUGCUAAAUUUGUGUACUUAAUGGGCGCUGAUGACGUGAACUUGGAGAAGCUUCCUAGCGAUGCAUUUGUUGUUUAUCAGGGGCACCAUGGUGAUCGGGGUGUGUAUCGUGCAAAUGUCAUAUUACCUGCUGCAGCAUUUAGUGAGAAGGAAGGAAUAUAUGUAAAUACAGAAGGUUAUGUUCAACAAACUCUACCAGCAGUCCCAACAGUUGGGGAUGCUAGGGAGGAUUGGAAGAUUAUCAGGGCCUUGUCCGAGGUUGCAGGGGUUCCUCUUCCCUAUGACACUGUUGGUGCUGUCCGAUCCCGAAUGAGUACCGUAGCACCACAUCUCUUGAACUUGGAUGAAAGAGAGCCUACUACAUUUACAGCUGAAGUGAAGCCCAAAUGCUCUGAAAAGAUGAGCAAGGAUCCAUUCACAAAUGUUGUGGAAAACUUCUACAUGACUGAUGCAAUUACUAGGGCAUCAAAGAUAAUGGCACAAUGCAGUGCGUUGCUCUCAAAAAAAUGAGUAAUGAUAUGUGGUGAUUUCAAUAAAGUUAGACUCGGAAGGUUUCCUGAGUGAUUCUGUAUGUUUUAUCAUAGGAAUUCCAAGCCAAGACAAGAAAAGAAGGCUCCUUUAACGGGAAAAAUGAAUUAUUGUAUAAAUUGCCAUGCAAUAUCUGAGUCUUGGUCAUAAUUGGCAACAUGAAGUUUAAGCUUUCGAUUGUAUUUUUUUGUAACGUAACAAGAACCUAGGAUGUUGUGUGAACAGCUGAGAUGAUCUUGUGUUUUCAGCUAAUUUCAGUGCUGCAUGACUUAAGUGAA
This is a messenger RNA of Daucus carota subsp. sativus, 2678 nucleotides long. RefSeq names its product NADH dehydrogenase [ubiquinone] iron-sulfur protein 1, mitochondrial. Gene Ontology annotation, cellular component: membrane. Bases 154 to 2382 code for a protein of 742 amino acids. Gene Ontology annotation, biological process: ATP synthesis coupled electron transport; cellular respiration. Gene Ontology annotation, molecular function: iron-sulfur cluster binding; NADH dehydrogenase (ubiquinone) activity. Lineage: Eukaryota; Viridiplantae; Streptophyta; Magnoliopsida; Apiales; Apiaceae. The transcript is spliced from 5 exons. The record is from RefSeq and is a predicted model, not a curated record.